This is a messenger RNA of Ceratosolen solmsi marchali, 336 nucleotides long. It is a transcript of the gene Syb, whose product is annotated as Vesicle-associated membrane protein synaptobrevin. The record is from RefSeq and is a predicted model, not a curated record. Gene Ontology annotation, biological process: vesicle-mediated transport. NCBI's taxonomy places the organism in Eukaryota, Metazoa, Arthropoda, Insecta, Hymenoptera, Agaonidae. Gene Ontology annotation, cellular component: membrane. The annotation marks the transcript as partial. The transcript has 2 exons.
GAUAAUAAUCUGAAAUAUUUGAAGUCAAUUAAUAUGGAAGGUAGGACUUACUCAUCUGAUGGAGACUUUGGAGUAAAACAAGCAUCUGUUUCAAAUAAAAAAUUACAACAAACACAAGCCAAGGUUGAUGAAGUUGUUGGAAUAAUGAAAGUAAAUGUAGACAAAGUCUUAGAAAGAGAUCAAAAAUUAUCUGAACUUGACAAUAGAGCUGACGCGCUGCAAAUGGGAGCUGCACAAUUUGAGCAGCAAGCAGGAAAAUUAAAAAGAAAAUAUUGGUGGAAAAAUCUUAAAAUGAUGAUAAUUAUUGGUAUUAUUUUUCUAAUAAUACUAGUUAUU